AUGCUCAAAGGUCCGAACUGCUUUCUUCACUGGCCACGCUAUAAGAGAGAAUCCAUGUCUGCUACCGAAUCUACCCGCAAUUUGAGAGCAAAUUACUCUGUAUCCCUCUCGAAAUACGCCAAGAAAUAUAUUCUCACUUCUUCAUCAAUAACCAGAUUCAUCUGUUUCAUGUCUCCGUGCCUUGAGCCCAACUUGGGAGACAACACGCACGACGGUAGAGAACGUCAAGAUGAAGAUAGUCUGGGCAUCAGAAACAUGGCAUCGUCAUGGGGUUCACAUUGUGACUGUCAGAAAUAUGCGUCUGGGAUCAAUGAUGGUGCAGGCACUCAUCACAUAUAUUAUCUUUGA
Molecule: messenger RNA, 348 nt
Organism: Cadophora gregata
Lineage: Eukaryota; Fungi; Ascomycota; Leotiomycetes; Helotiales; Ploettnerulaceae
Exons: 1
Coding region: 1-348 (115 amino acids)
Source: RefSeq, a predicted model, not a curated record